This is a messenger RNA of Paralichthys olivaceus (Japanese flounder), 5323 nucleotides long. NCBI's taxonomy places the organism in Eukaryota, Metazoa, Chordata, Actinopteri, Pleuronectiformes, Paralichthyidae. The record is from RefSeq and is a predicted model, not a curated record.
ACGUUGCUCCAACACGACGACGCACGGCGCAGGGGCGCAGCGAGUAACGGAUUACUGAUCGACCGGUCAACUCACCGAUGAGGCACGGAUUUUUUUGGCUCCAACUUUACGCUCAAUUUACGGAUGUUUUCCUCCACGUUUUUGAAACUAGAGAAAUUACAUGACAACCAUCUUUUCCCCCCAGACCGCCUGUUCAACUGAAGCCGCCGGUUUACCACAGAUGAGAAGAGUCUGAAACAAAGUUCUACAGUUUCUUCAUCUGGACAUAUUGUGGACAAAGGGCCGCGCGUAAAAAAGCCGGUUUUACGCGUUGUUCUAAAGCGCAAGAGACAAAUAACAAUCUGGAUUCACUUUUCACCACUUUUCCACAGCGGAAAUGAGCUCAAGAGCCGCAGCCUGGAUCCACUUCUGCUAAAACAUGGUCGCUGUAACUCCGCGUAAAACCGGGAUCUGACACCGACUUCUGGCUACAAUCAGCUUUUUUUCCGAUGGGAAGAUGUUCGCUGGACUGAUGGGGCUGAACUGUCACAACAACUCUCUGCUUCACCACUGCGAAGUCACAGAAGGUGGCAGAGCAUCAGGUGCGGCUGGCAGCUCCGGCCGUAAGAGGCUCCACAGAAGACCGGGGUACAUGAGAGGAGAGCAGUCCAGACUACAGCACACGCCUCAUGGUCAGGAGGAGGAGAAGGAGGAAGGGAGGACCACUUGCUUGAGGAACGGAAAAUCUGGGCGUCACCCUGACCUCACUGAAGCCACCAGCACACAGAGGAUGAGUCUAACACCUGCUGUCCAAGUGUCCUUAAUAAAUCAGCAGCAGCCUGAUAAACUCACAUGUAGCUCCAGGAAGAGUAAGAGCGUUAUCUGCUCUGUUACCCAUCCUCUGCCUCAUGAGGACUGCACUGCCAUCAACGGUACAUCCAGCCAUCAGGGUCCGUCCCCACUGCCGCAGAGGGAUCUCUGGUUAAAAUCAACCUCCGCACUACAGUCCUCGGACUCCUUUAACUCAAGCUUCAGUUUCAUCCGACAAUCGCUCGACUCAAGCCAGAGAAUGGACACAACCACUGCUCAACCAGCCCGGGAACGACAACCACUCAAUCAGUCAACUAAAGCACCUAGUUCACCUCAAACGAAACCAGAGAGCUUCCCUGCUGAUGUCUCCAAGCACUCCACUACUGGCCAAUCGCCACCCUCCUGCACUCUCUGCAGCCAGGCCGAGGGAGAGGAGCUGUUGUCAGAAGGGAGGUUUUGGCGGGAAUGUAUGUGGGAUGGCAGGGAGGCCUUGUCCGACCUGCAUGACUGCGACUGCCGAUCUCUGGACAUAGAGCUAACCUCCUCGCUGUCUGUGGACUCGGACACGGCGUCCGCCUCCUCUGUCACCUCAGGCUAUGAGAGCGCCACGCCCGCCUCCGACCAAGGCUGGGACAACCUGGUGAAGAAGUACGAGGUGGUGCUGCAAGACUGCCUCCAAAACAACCGCACACACACCAAGAUUGAAUCCAUGAUGUUGAAGCUGCAGAGACUCCAGCAGAAGGCUAUUUUGGAUGAUGACUAUGACGCAGCCGAGCGUUUUGGGAAAAAACUGGAGGAGCUGUGCAGUGAGCGGGGAGCUCUGCAGCUGGGUUUACCCUCCAGACAAACCAGCGUGGCUCUGUUCCUGGAGCGGCUCAGACAAGUGGUGCACAGCGCCCUCCAGAGGGCAGACUGCAGCCAGCACAGGGAGGGUGCAGAACCUGACGGGGGGGAGCGGUGUGACUCAUCCCAGGGUCAGCUGCUUCAAAGAGAUCGUCUGAUCCGAGAGAAACGGAUGGUGGAGGAGGAGAUGGCCGAGCUGCAGCAGAGGCUGGCGGAGCUGAGGGACCGCAGUCAAUGUCUGGAGGAGCAGAUCCAGCAGGAGGAGCAGCAGGUGGAGGCUGAGGAGCUGGAGGGCUCCGUGCUGAGGAGCUGCACCGUGGCCCAGCUCUGCGACAUGAGCCAAACACUGCAGGACCUCGUCACAUCCGAAAACCGCCUGCAGAUUUCCGUCUCCCUGCCACCUUCCACACUAAGGCUGCAGGAGCAGGAGCAGGCAUUGAAUCUGUCCAUCAAGGAAGCCACUGCUAAAGUGGUCAUGAGUCAGAGGCUGGGAAGCAGCCUAAGGAGAAAAGUCAGUGAGACUGAAACGCAGCUUUUGGCUCUGCAUGAAGCCAAACUGGCGGCCAUCUCAGGUAAUGACUUCAGCAGUGCCAAGGAGCUGAAGGCUGAGAUGAAGGCCGUUUACCAGGAGCGGGAUCGUCUGGAGGUUCUGACCAAGAGGCUGCACAGCCUCAGCUCGGGGAGCAGCCAGGAGCUGGCCAGGAUGAAGGAGCAGAGGCAGCAGUUAAGGAAGGAGCUGGAGCAGAGGGAGGCUCUGCACGAAAGCCGACUGAAAGAGAACACCACCAAGUAUAUUGAGCUGUUGGAGGACAGGCUGCACAGUUGUGGAUGUCCAGGUUUGGAGCGGAUCUGGGAAGCGGACCUGGAAGCGUGUCACCUGUUCCUGCGAGGCCUCCAGCUCCGGACCCCCAGCUGCAGUGGAGCAGUGGACAUCGAAGACCUCCCCGCCGCAGCAGUUUUCCCUCCAGUCCAGCCGUGCACCAAAGAGGAAGAAGACUGUGCCAUGCUGACUGCUUUAGGGGGGCGCUGGUGUCCUGAAGCCAACUUGCAGAACUCAGAGUUCACUAAGAAACUGGAGGAGUUUCUGUUCUGCAUGGAGGAGAAUCACCCAGAGGACGGGUGCAGCGAGGCUGAGGCUGCAGACCUGACAGAGCGCUGCGAGCUGAUCAGUGACAGGCUAAUGACCUUGGAAGAUGAAUUGCAGAUGGCCAUACUAAACCGGGAUCAGGUCCUCACCCAGUCCCUUGAAAAAGAAGUUCAGGAGGUGAAAGCCACUCUGCAGACCAUGCUCGUGCAGCUCAAAGAGGAGGAAGAGGAAGGGAACGAGUUAACAGACGAUGACCUCAUGGAAAAUGGGAUUGAGGAGGAAGAAGAGGAAGAGGAGGAGGAGGAGGAGGAGGAGGACCAGUACUUCAGUGACAGCUGGGACAUUUGAAAUGGAUGCCUGUACUGUUUUAUGACCACUCACACACAGACCAACUCUCUGAGACCCUGACCCCGGCUUUGCAGUCGAAGUGACCCCAUAUCCAUUAACUAUACAGCCUCCCUCAAAGCGCUUUACAACCAGCCUCUGUGGUAACGUAGAAAGUUUCCACUACAAGUCUGUGUGACAUUUUAUACACAAACAAAAAAAGGAUUUUUUAAAUAUAUUAUAAAAAAUAAGGCACUUUAAUGCAAAUCCAGUCGUUCCUAGCCUAAAUAUGAAAGAGUUCUGUAGCUGAGCUGACAUGAUGAUUAUUUCAAAUGUGUUUUUGGAUCCAUGUUUAAGCAAAUAAGUGUUUUCUUUUAUUCAGUUUUUAACGUCGAGUAUUGGGGUUAUCUUUAUGAAAAAACAUAUUUUAGGAAUGAAGUCCUAAUAUCUGAGAAUUAAAUUGUAAUUUAGAGGAAACUCUUAAUAUUACAAGACUGAAGUAAAGUUAUUGAUGUAAAGUCCUAAAACACAAGGUAACAGUAGUGCUUAGGGAGAAAACCAUACAGUCAGUGCACAGACCCAGUAGUAUCAGUUACACAGCAGUGUAACUAUCCAGUGUUUGCUAAUAUUAGCCAUCAUAAAUUACCUAAGGAUUUCUGUUUCACCAAAACCCCUGGGCUGGAUUGAUUAAUGAAUGGUGAGGUGCAUUUGUUAUGAACUUUGAAUUCAUAAAUUCAAAUCCAAAUCCAAAAUUAAAAAUUUUAUUCAAUAAAAAACUGAUGACUCCCUGCUGAUACCAGUGAAUCGGGCCAAGUAAAGAACAAUGUAAACAUAUUUUACAUUCUUGCACAUAAACUUUAUACUGCUCAAUUUUUUACGUGUUUUCAGUAGAAUUUGACUUUAAUUACAUGUAAUUUUGUGCAUUAAAUAUCAUUUGUGGUGCUACAGAAUGUGAGCUAACUUGAACACUUUAUUUUUGUGUGUGUGGAAAAUGCAAUAUUUACAUUUUUGUUCCCUCCCUGUCUUAAAGCAGUGUAUCAUUGAAUAGAUGCUCUGUACUUUAAAAUAUAUCAGUCACAUUUGUGUCUUAUACAUUUAUAUAUUAAAAAACGAAGGAUAAAAUAUGAGUGGGCACAUAAAAUAAGGAUUUGCAACUGCUGUUUUUUUGUCAUUAUGUUUUAUUUUAUUUCAUGUCAGCUCAGAAUACACUUGUUCAUUCCACUGGGCGUCAAUUGACUUUUUGCCAGAAACUGUUUUGUGCUUUCACCCAUUAAUCCCUUUUAGUUUUUUUAUUCACUGUGCAUCUUGGAAGUGGAUGUAUCAUAAAUUUAUUCCAUACAACAUCUCACUAAUUACAGCAUGUACCAUUCAGCCUAUGUUGUUUCCUGCUGUUUUCUUCUUGUAUUGAGCUACUACCCCUCUGGUGAUUUUCCCUCAUAUAAAAUGUGCGGGCAUGCUGCCAGGCGAGUGAGGGCAGUGGUGACAUGUAGGAGAUAUCAAUACGGUAAUAAAGGUUCUCUAGUGAGCUCUUUGGGGGAUACAUGGCCCUCUAUUGUUAUCUCACCUCCGCAGCGGCGGUGUGGCUAAUUGGGAGGCGGCUCCUCAGAGCACAUGGCGGAAUGGUGUUGCUUUGUCUCCAUCUGAUUCUGAUUUUUUCUUUGGGAGCGGGGGGCUAUUGAGGGAUCUGCAGAGGCGUAUCAGCCGUCUUGCGCUCAGGGCUGUAAACACAGCUGAGUGCUCAGGGUUUUCCACAUGCAGCACAAUGGGCCUCUCUCACAUUACCGCCAGGUUGCAAACCACUUGCCAGGCCAGAAGUCUCUACAUCGAUCAGCCUCGGGCGGCGCAAAGACAUGGCCUACACCUUCCUGCCAAACACCCCUACCUCAUAAUUGAAUCUGUGCUUGCACCAUACUGUGCCCCGUGUGGCAGCUCAGCUCAUAAAAUGGCCACAGAGAAAAUGAUUUUCAGUAGACAGGUACACUCACUGUAGCAGGGGGAGAGGUUUCGUAAAGCCAAAACGAUGCACUUUGCAGCUGAGGGUCCUUUGUCUCAUCACAUUAUUUGAAUCUCUUUUCUUGCCAUACAUUUUCCAUCUGCCCCUCCCAGUUGCUGUUGUUCUUGUCGUGCUUUGUGUUCUUCCAUGGGAAAAUAAUAUGAUUUUUCAUGUUAACCUUCACUCCCAUAAAAUAAUAAUAAUAAAGAUAUGCAAUGUUCCUGGCCUUGGAUUUGACACUAUAGGAUACUACAGUAGGUACUAAUCUAGUUAGCCACACAUGCUAA